AUGGUUCAAUUACCGUUUAAAUCCGAAAAGGCUAUAGAUUUUGGCAAUAGCCUCAAUGUCGCGUUAAAUCGUUUCUAUUCUACUGAACGUCGCAUCGCAUCUAGUCAGUAUUUAACGGAUAAAUACAUUAGCUUUAUGGAAGAGUAUUUGAACCUAGGCCAUAUGGAAGAAAUCCCUGAUAACGAGUUAAAUACGAAUUAUAGCAAAAGUUUUUACUUGCCGCACCAUGCCGUUCUUAAAGAUGAUAGCAGCACAACAAAAGUCAGGGUAGUGUUCGACGGUUCGGCUAGAUCUUCACAUAAUCAUCCAUCUCUCAAUGAAACGUUACUUAUAGGUAAAUCUUAUCAACGUGAUCUCUUUUCUAUUUGUAUUCGUUUUCGUCGACAUCGCUAUACGAUAUCUGGUGAUAUCGAAAAAAUGUUUCGCCAGAUCAGAGUUUCAAAGGAGCAUGCAGACUUCCAAAGAAUUCUUUGGAGAAAGUCUAGCAGUUUGCCUUUAAAACACUAUCGUCUUUUGACAGUGACAUAUGGCACUGCUUGUGCUCCAUUUUUGGCUGUCCGUACUCUGUAUCAACUCGCAAUUGAUUCAGCAGAAACUCAUCCGAGAGCUUCCGAAGUAUUGUUGAAUGAUUUUUACGUCGAUGACGUCAUGACUGGGGCUGAUACCAUCGAAGAAGUCACCUCACUUCGCUUAGAACUUAUUUCGCUCCUCAAUUCUGCCGGCUUAAAUCUUCGAAAGUGGACAACAAACUGUUGGCCUCUACUUCUCAGUUUGCCAGAAGAACAACGCGAGAUGUCACCCAAGGAAUUCGAAGAAUAUAGCACGGUUAAACUUCUCGGCUUGCAGUGGUCUCCUGCAAAUGAUUCGUUUUCUUACAAAGUCAACUUAAACGAUAAAGCUUCGUCAACAAAGCGCCAAAUAUUGUCAGAAUCUUCAAGGAUAUUUGAUCCUAUCGGUUUUUUAACUCCUGUAGUGAUCGGUAUUAAAAUACUUUUUCAAGAGCUUUGGCGAAAAAAGUACAAAUGGGAUGACGUCAUUUCUUCAGAGCAUGCCAAAACUUGGCAUUGCAUUCGCGAUGAACUCCCGGCUAUUGAAAAAUUAAGUAUUCCACGAAUCAUGUGGUCUUCGAAAAACAACGUCGAGUUUCAUGCAUUUUGCGAUGCAUCGCUGGAUGCGUUUGCUGCAGUGAUAUACUGUAGAAGCGUCGAUUUAGCUGGAAAUAUUACCAGCAACAUAGUCGCAGCAAAGAGCAGAGUAGCUCCCAUCAAAGUCGUUUCUCUACCGCGUCUCGAGCUCUGCGGAGCAGUUUUACUAACUCGAUUAGUAACAAAACUUAAAACUUCUUUACAAGAUAAAGAAAUCAAAGUUGUAGCUUGGACUGACUCCGCAAUAGUCCUUCAUUGGCUUUCGGCGUUGCCCAAAAGGUGGUCAGUUUUCAUCGGAAAUCGUACUUCGGAGAUUCUCUCUACGAUACCUAGAGAAUCAUGGCAUCACGUACGAUCUGAACAAAAUCCAGCUGACUGCGCCUCCCGAGGUGUUCCACCGUCUCAUUUACUUCAAAAUGAUUCAUGGUGGACUGGGCCAUCGUGGAUUAUAAAAGAACGAGACCAAUGGCCAAAAUCAGAAUAUUCGGUGGAUAAUAUUCAACCUGAAGACUUUGAACAACGUAAAAAACACCCUACUUUUGCUUUCGUAGCAAAACUCGACUCUACUAACAUUUUUUGUCAAGUGAUCGAUAGUUCUUCUCGCUUUCUAAAAUCUGUUCGUGUUAUCGGUUUUAUCUUUCGGUAUAUAUCAAACAUUCGUGAACUCGUAGCAAUUAGAAAAGAACUAAAAAGGCUAGAAAGUAAUGAAAUCAGUGAUUCCGUAAAAAAAGCUGAGCUAAAGAAACGUCUAUCAAAUGCUCGUGAUAAAUCUGUCCCUAAAACACAAUCGUUGGCUUUGUCUUCUCUCGAAAUUUCCACGGCAAAGACCGAACUCAUUCGUUUUCAUCAAAUUCUUAGUUUUGCGUGUGAAAUAGAUGAUAUAAAGUGUGGUAAAAAUCUUGAAAAGGGAAAUAAGCUAGCAUCGUUAGCACCGUUUGUGGAUGACCAAGGACUCUUACGCGUCGGUGGUCGUAUCCAAGAAGCAUAUGUAGCUUACUCGGCAAAACACCCUAUCAUUCUCGAUAAAAACACUCGCAUUGCAAAACUUAUCGUCGAACAUUUUCACAACUCUAAUUGCCAUGCAGGUGUUUCUCUCUUAUUUGCAUUGCUGAGACAGGAAUAUUACAUUAUCGGUUGCAGAAAUCUGCUUCGUAAAAUAGUCCACAAAUGUGUUCCGUGCUUUCGUCAACAAAAGACUACUUCGACCCAGCAAAUGGGUAAUCUCCCGGCAGACCGUGUGCAGUUUUCGCGUCCAUUUAGCAAGGUUGGUGUGGACUACGCCGGUCCUCUAACAUUACGUAUAGCUCGAGGACGAAACCCUAAAUUUACCAAGGCCUACAUCGCGCUAUUCAUUUGUUUCUCAACAAAGGCUAUACAUAUAGAGUUGGUUAGUGACCUCUCUUCAAACGCCUUUAUCGCUGCCCUUGAUCGUUUUGCGUCGCGUCGUGGUAAACCGUCGGAAAUUUGGAGCGAUAAUGGAACAAAUUUCCAUGGAGCUAAUCGGUGUCUCAACGAAAUGUUUCAGCUACUUCUGAGUCAGCAGCACAACGAUAUCAUCAUUGAUCAUCUUUCCAAAGACAAAAUUUCGUGGAAUUUUAUCCCCCCUUCUUCACCUCACUUUGGUGGACUGUGGGAGGCGGGGGUGAAAUCUGUAAAAUUUCACUUGAAUCGAGUAAUCAAGGAUCAUCGGCUGACCUAUGAGGAGAUGUAUACGUUGCUCACACAAAUCGAGGCACUUUUAAACUCUCGACCUAUGUGGCCAACAUCGGAUAUGGAUCCAAUAGCUCUCAGCCCAGCUCACUUUUUGAUUGGUGAAACUAUGAAUUCUAUUCCUCAUCCUUUUGUCUCUGAUCAAAACAUUUUUACUAAUUGGUCUCUUUUACAGUCUCUCAAACAAGGUUUUUGGAAACAGUGGCAUUCUGAAUAUUUAACUUCGCUGCAACAACGUCCAAAAUGGCAAGGUGUCAAACCCGAUCUCAAACCUGGCGAUGUAGUCAUGCUUAAAGAUUCAAAUCUUCCACCAGCUAAAUGGGUACUUGGACGAGUGAAGGAAGUCCAUCCAGGCAAAGAUAAAAGAGUACGAGUUGCCACUAUUACCACACAAACUGGAGACUAUGUCAGACCAAUCGUUAAAAUCUCACCAUUACCUUUUUGCUGA
Molecule: messenger RNA, 3303 nt
Organism: Episyrphus balteatus (marmalade hoverfly)
Lineage: Eukaryota; Metazoa; Arthropoda; Insecta; Diptera; Syrphidae
Exons: 1
Coding region: 1-3303 (1100 amino acids)
Biological process (GO): DNA integration
Molecular function (GO): nucleic acid binding
Source: RefSeq, a predicted model, not a curated record